AUGGGCCCUUUCCAGGUGUUGAGAAACAUAGCUUCUAGGCUUAGAGUUGCUGUAGAUUCUAAAAAUUCUCACACAUUUCAUUAUUUGGCAAAGAGUGCCAAUGUCUUAAGCAAUGCGACAAAGCCGAGGGGUGUCAAUGACUGGAAUGUAUUUUUUAGUUACCUAACAUACCUCAAAGCUAACGCUAGAGAGUGUAAAUUUAGAACUUGUGUAGCAAUAUUGAUCAAUUCCUAUCAUUAUCUGCUACAAUACAACAAGGCACAUGGAUUUAACAGUGACAAUAGUCUAAUAUUGGAAUGGAAUGUAGGAGAAAUAAGGAAUCCAGGUAUUAAAUCACUUAAUUGCGAUGAGGUUGAAUAUCUAAAUCCUUUUUCAAUACUCAAGCUACUGGAAAAUCUAUCGGGAAUUAGGCUCUUUGAUCGUAUCUACAGAGGCCGUCCAAAGGUCUCAAAAGAUAGAAGUAGUGAAUCUAUUGAUGCUGGAAAACGAGAAAAUUAUGAUCCUUUGGACAACUCCAAGUAUUCCAAGCUGUUUCAGGAUAUAAUUGAUGACAUUCCUGAGAACUCAUUCACGAUCGAUCCUUCAGACAAAACAAAAAAUAAAGGAAGGCUACGAUACCGAACUACUUCCCUCAUAUCCCAUCCUUCUAUAUUAUCUUUACCAUUUUAUUUUGAGGUUUAUAACUUUGAAAAAUCCCUUCCUAACUCUGGUUAUAUUUUAGCCUCGAGCAAUGGGUUUUUCGUCGUGGAGCAUGUCAUGGCUCAAUUUCUUUACCAAGUUUUGGUGUUUCUAAAAACAUCCAAAAUCUCGCCAUCGGUGUUGUGUGUACUAUCUACACGUCUUGCAGUCAUAGUCUAUGGACCAAAGUUGCGCAAAAAUGAUAAUAUUGUUGUUACCAGUAAGAUCGAUGAAUCAUUCAAAAAUAUAAUGGAAUACGUUACAAAAACUGUAAUAUCAAGUGAUAAAGAUGUGAGUUUUAGGUCCCUUGUCUAUCUCGUCAAUACUGGAUUACACAAUCCUAGGGUAUUGGAUUACGUAUCAUCACGUAUAAUGAAGGCUGACGAUCCUAUAGAUCUACAUUAUAUAGGGAAACUCACUUUUGUAUUUACUAGGGUCCACUAUGAUAACGAUAAACUCUACGAAAGGCUUGCACAAAUGAUAAACAAUCAUAGGGAGUAUUUCACUCCUACUGUUACUGCAAACCUAAUAUUCAGUUUUUUCAGGAUUUCAAAACUAGACCUAGUGAAAGACAAACUCUUUAAUAACCUCUAUAAUUAUCAAAGUGAAGAAUAUUACGGAUGUAAAAAAAGUCUUAAAAAAUCCCUUUUAUCAUGGUUAGAAUCCAAUAAUCAUACGGAUCUCCUAAAUACAGUAAAUGCAGCAGUAAAUUUAUAA
Molecule: messenger RNA, 1395 nt
Organism: Theileria equi strain WA
Lineage: Eukaryota; Apicomplexa; Aconoidasida; Piroplasmida; Theileriidae
Exons: 3
Coding region: 1-1395 (464 amino acids)
Source: RefSeq, a predicted model, not a curated record